Molecule: messenger RNA, 2764 nt
Organism: Acomys russatus (golden spiny mouse)
Lineage: Eukaryota; Metazoa; Chordata; Mammalia; Rodentia; Muridae
Product: toll-like receptor 11
Exons: 1
Coding region: 2-2764 (920 amino acids)
Biological process (GO): immune response; toll-like receptor signaling pathway; inflammatory response
Cellular component (GO): membrane
Molecular function (GO): transmembrane signaling receptor activity; protein binding
Source: RefSeq, a predicted model, not a curated record
AAUGGCAAGGAUGGAAAGACAUCGGUUCUGCUCUGUUCUCCUCAGUAUGAUACUUUUGGCUUUGGUGAGCCUUGACUUGACCAGCUGGGCCUGGACUGCCCCUGAUUGUGUCAUAGCAGACAGCUUGCUAUUUCCUAACCUUCCCUCCUACAUCCCAUUCUGCACCUUGGCCCCAGGACUGCACCUUUUGGCAUCUUGCUCCAACGUUAAAGACAUGGAUCUGACCCUAGAAAGAGUACCCAGAGAUACAGAAGUGCUUUGCCUCCAAGGCAUAGUGUCUAGCCUUCCAGCUAAUGCUUUUGAUCACUUCCACUCCUUACAGCUUCUAAGGUUGCAACUGGGUGCAGUCAGUAUCACUUCUAGAACAUUCCAAGGGCUGGACCAGCUACGGUACCUCUUUAUUGAGCAUCACGCGCCCUGUUGCCUAAAUCUGCUCCUUCCUCCAAGUUGUUUAGAGCCUCUCAGAUCCCUCCAGGGUCUUUCCUUUCAAGGCUACUGCCUGAAUUAUAACCAAAGCAUCUACUUACCAACUACUCUUAGGCAUCUAACCAUGAGGAACAGCUGUCUGACAAAGCUGCAGGAACUACAAAGGCUCUUCCCAGAUCUGCUUGGUGCCUCUUCUACACCCAGGACCAAACCAAGGCCCCCGUUCCUAGAGGUGCUGGAUUUAUCUUACAACCUUCAGCUGAAGCUGACAGAUGCCAGAGCCUUGCAUGGCUUCACACUCCAUUCCCUAAUAUUGGAUGGUACCCCACUAAGAACAUUUGAAGUCACAGGCUCAGGACUGCUCCACUUAGAAUUCCUCUCCCUUGUGGGUACAGGUAUAGAAAAAUUGCCUGCAAAUGUGAUUGGCUACUCUGACCUUCGUGCACUUGACCUUGGGAAGAACCAAAUCCAAAACAUCUUGGAGAAUGGAGAUCUCCCAGGUUAUAGAGUCCUGCAGUUCCUUAGCCUUCAUGAUAACCAUCUGCGAGCACUUCCAGUCACUUUCCUAAGUAUGUUACCCCAACUUCAGAGCCUCAACUUGUCUAUGAAUAAGCUAGGCCCAACCUUGGAGCUCCCAGAAGGACUGUUUAGUACAAGUUUAAGAGUGUUAGAUCUGUCCCACAAUCAGCUCAGUGACGUACCCCAUGGGGCUUUCUCCCUUCUCCCACAACUCCAGGAGCUCUGGCUGAGUGGCAAUAACAUCUCUAGUUUAUCUAAUGAGAGCCUGCAGGGACUCAAGUGGCUGAGGACACUAGACUUGAGUUGGAACCAAAUUAAAGUACUCAAACCAGGCUGGCUCUCUCAUCUUCCUGCUCUGACUACCCUGAACCUUCUGGGCACCUACUUGGAGCAUAUCUCAGGCACACAACUGCAGGGUCCCCAGAUGCUGAGGCAGCUACAACUGGGUUCUACGGCAAUGCUGGACAUCUAUCCUCCCUGGCUUCCAGGGCUCCUCAGCUUAGAAAUACAAGCAAAAAUAUGUGUUCAGUUUAUGGUUCCAAGUGGAGAGCCGUUCUUAUCCUUGGAGAAUCUUACCUUACAGACUUCCAGUCUGUUGCUGCAACCAGACGCCACAACAGUUCAUUUUCCCUCCCUGCGUCGCCUCACCUUGCGUGGCUACAGCCUCGUGUUCUCAACCGGUCAACUUCGGAGGUUCUUUCCGCAGCAACUUCCACUCCUGGAGCACUUCUCUAUCUGGUGUGAAAAUGACGAUGCGGUGGACCUCCAUCUAUUUGGGAUGCCCAGGCUGCGUGCGCUAGAGCUGGGGUACCUUAAUUUUUUCCACGAGUCAAGUACUACGAAGCUAGAAACGCUACUGAAGGAGGUGCCUCGGUUACAGGUCCUGGCACUGAGCCACCUGAAUCUCAGGAACCUCUCUGUGGGCAGCUUUAAGGGCUUGUACAAUCUCAAACUGCUACUGCUCAGCUCCGAGAGAGCCCUGGAGAUGGACAGCAACCUCCAGGAGUUCAUUCCUCAACUGCCUCGGUAUGUUUAUUUCUCAGAUGUCACCUUCGUCUGCCAGUGUGAAACUUCCUGGGUGGAGUCUUGGGCUACACGGGCCCCAAACACUUUUGUGUAUGGGCUGCAGAAAUCCAUCUGCGUAGCCAACGCUUCUGACUACUCCAAAACACUACUGUUCUCCUUCCUCGCUACUCAUUGCCCACGUGAUGCUGAGUUCUGGGCCUUUCUCGCCAGCUUCACUCUGCUGCUUCUGGGGACCGUCCUUCCUCUGAUUAGUUGUCAUCACCUCCGGAAACUCUUUUAUGCUUGUUGGUGGGAGUUAGGUGGACGUGGACUCAGAGGCCAAUUCAACUACGAUGUCUUUAUAUCGUAUUGUGAAGAGGACCAAGCCUGGGUGUUGGAAGAACUGGUUCCUGCUUUGGAGAAACCCCCUCCUGAAGGUGAAGGCUUGAGGUUGUGUCUCCCUGCCAGGGACUUUGGGGUUGGAAAUGACAGGAUGGAAUCCACGAUUGCCAGCAUGGGUGAGAGCAGAGCGACCCUCUGUGUGCUCACGGGCCAGGCCUUAGCAAGUCCCUGGUGCAAUCUAGAGCUGAGACUGGCCACUUACCACUUGGUGGCCAGACCCGGGACAGCUCGCCUCCUGCUGCUGUUUCUGGAGCCGCUUGAUAAGCAGAAGCUCCACAGUUACCCCCGACUGUCCCGAUGGCUCCAGACGGAGGACUGUUUUGAUUUGUCCGAAGGGAAGGUGGAAUGGGAUACUUUCUGGGAGCAACUUACCAGACGGCUCAGGAAAGCUGGACGAGGCAGAGAAGACUAG